GAUGCAAGAAAGAUUAUAGAAACCGUUCGGGUACCGAACCGGGAGGCUCGGAACGAGGUUUGGUGUUGCUUUUGAGUGCGAUAUUAGAACGAUGGAAAGGAGGGAGCAAGCUUUGAAAGACAGAGUGAGAGAGAAAGAGGACCGACUCAUGCAGAAGAAAGUGUAGAUACAGAGAAAGAACGAACAGCGGAGCGACCAAAGAAUAGAAAGAACAGAAAAUUCCUCACUUUUCUUUAUAUUUUCCUUUUCUUUUUCUUCUAAUCUCUUUGUCUCUCUAUAACUUUCGCUUUUCCUUGUGCAUCUCUGGUGUCUGGAACCCUAGCUCUGUAACUGCUUGCUUGAACUCUUUCUCUUGAAUAAACUGCUCUGCCUCUCUCUCUCUCUCUGCUCAAUUUGUGGGAGGAGCUCUAACUUAUCAAGAUUUUGUUGCAUUGAUAAGAAAGGGUCGCUUGAACUUGGCCUUUUCUGUAAUGGCGUGCAUCUGAAUUUCAUUUGGAUUUGUUCAUCAGAGUUUUAUCUUGUUUCUAGCACCGUAAUGGCAUCGGAAGGUGUUUUAUCUUUUUCUAUGGCUUCCGUAGUGGAGGAUGUUCUCCAACAACAUGGAACUCGAUUGAGCGACACUGAUUUGGCUUCACGUAAGGCGGAGGAAGCAGCAUCGAGGAGGUACGAGGCAGCUGGGUGGCUGCGAAAGAUCGUUGGAGUAGUUGGAGCUAAAGAUUUACCAGCCGAGCCAUCUGAGGAAGAAUUCAGGCUUGGGUUGAGAAGUGGGAUAAUACUCUGCAAUGCGCUCAAUAAGAUUAAAUCUGGUGCUGUGCCCAAGGUCGUUGAAAGUCCAUGUGAUUCGGUUCUUAUCCCUGAUGGAGCUGCCUUAUCAGCAUUUCAGUACUUUGAGAAUGUGAGGAAUUUCCUUGUCGCUGUGCAGGAGAUGGGCCUCCCAACCUUUGAGGCAUCUGAUCUAGAACAAGGUGGAAAAUCUGCAAGGAUUGUAAAUUGCGUUCUAGCACUCAAAUCCUACAGUGAUUGGAAACAUUCUGGGGGAAAUGGUUUGUGGAAAUUUGGUGGAAAUUUGAAACCCGCAAACUCUGGCAAAUAUUUUGCAAGGAAAAAUUCAGAACCCUUCACAAACUCGUUGUCAAGGAAUCUGUCAAUUAAUGAUAGGUCUCUGGAUGGUUUUUCCAUUGACCAGAAUGGUGAUUCUGCACAUGAUCCUACUGAAAUGAAUACCACACGUUCCUUAGACAUGCUUGUACGUGCUGUUCUAUCUGAUAAGAAACCUGAAGAAGUUCCAGUGUUGGUGGAGUCCAUGCUAAGUAAGGUUAUGGAAGAGUUUGAGCAUCGUCUUGCAAAUCAUAAUGAGAUGAUGAAAACAACUAUUAAGGAUCUGGCACUGUCUGAUAGCAACAAGUCCCUUUCAAAAACAACUUCUGCUGAAAUAAAGAUGAAGAUGGAAGAUGAAAACAUUGUAAAGAUGAAGAAAGACAAAUUCUCUCAUGAAAAAUGUAAACAUGAUGAUGAAUCAAAAGGUAGGCUGCUGAAGCAGCAACUGCUCCUUAACCAACAACAAAGAGACAUUCAGGAAUUGAGACAUACUCUUCAGACUACAAGAGCGGGUAUGCAGUUUAUGCAAAUGAAGUAUCAUGAGGAGUUUAGUAAUCUUGGUAAGCACAUCCAUGGCCUAGCUUAUGCUGCUUCUGGAUACCACAGAGUUCUUGAAGAAAAUCGUAAGCUAUAUAAUCAAGUGCAAGACCUUAAAGGAAGCAUUAGGGUCUAUUGCCGUGUUAGACCCUUCUUGUCUGGACAGACAAAUUGUCUGAGCACCGUGGAUUACAUAGAAGAUGGGAAUAUUACAAUCAUCACCCCUUCAAAAUAUGGAAAAGAAGGGCAUAGAUCAUUCAGUUUCAACAAAGUUUUUGGUCCAUCUGCAUCCCAAGAGGAGGUCUUUGCAGAUACCCAGCCUUUGAUUCGAUCUGUUCUUGAUGGUUACAAUGUUUGCAUAUUUGCAUAUGGCCAAACAGGAUCAGGAAAAACAUACACAAUGACUGGACCCAAAGAGCUUACGGAGAAAAGCCAAGGUGUAAAUUAUAGGGCAUUGAAUGAUCUAUUUCUUCUCUCAGAACAAAGAAGGGACACCUUCUUGUACAAUGUUUCUGUUCAAAUGAUUGAGAUUUAUAAUGAGCAAGUCAGGGACCUGCUUGUCACUGAUGGUCUUAACAAAAGAUUAGAGAUUCGUAACAGUUCUCAAAAGGGACUCAGUGUACCAGAUGCAAACCUUGUACCUGUUGCAUCAACCUCUGAUGUUCUUGAAUUGAUGAAUCUUGGACAGAGGAAUCGUGUAGUGGGUGCAACCGCCCUCAAUGACCGUAGUAGUCGCUCUCACAGUUGCUUGACAGUACAUGUCCAAGGAAGAGACCUGACAUCAGGAACUAUUCUACGUGGGUGCAUGCAUUUAGUUGACUUGGCAGGAAGUGAAAGAGUUGACAAAUCUGAGGUGACAGGGGAUAGACUAAAGGAGGCACAACACAUAAACAAAUCUCUUUCAGCUCUAGGAGACGUGAUCUCUUCACUUGCACAAAAGAAUUCACAUGUCCCUUAUAGGAAUAGUAAACUCACACAACUGCUUCAAGAUUCUCUCGGUGGGCAAGCCAAGACACUGAUGUUUGUUCAUAUAAGCCCUGAGCUGGAUGCCGUUGGAGAAACAAUUAGUACACUUAAAUUUGCUGAACGUGUUGCCACUGUUGAACUUGGUGCUGCACGAGUAAACAAAGAUGGUUCAGAUGUCAAAGAGCUCAAGGAACAGAUUGCUAGUCUUAAGGCAGCCUUGGCAAGAAAAGAGGGAGAAACAGAGCACCUUCAAUGUUCCAUAUCUAGUAGCCCUGAGAGACAGAGAAUAAAGGCUGAUGAACCAUCACCUUUACAUUCUAACCAACAGUUUGGAGGGGAGAUGUCAGGUGGCCACAGCAGCCGCAGGCAGCCUAUGGAGGACGUAGGAAAUAUAGAGGUUCGUAACAACUCUGCAAUGAGGCCAAAGAGGGGAAGCUUUGAUCUCCAAGAACUACUCAAUUCGCCUCCUUGGCCACCCGUCAACAGUCCUGGACUAAAUUUCCAAAAGGAUGAUGAGAAAGAGGCAUGCACUGGAGAUUGGGUUGAUAAGGUCAUGGUAAACAAGCAAGAAACUGUAAAUAGAAAUGAAAACCCACUAGGAAAUUGGGAAGGAGAGAACGGACAGCUACCUGGGCUAUUUUACCAGAGAUAUGUACCGGAUUUAAAAGUAUAUCCGGAACAAUUAUAUAGCAGGAUGACAACAAACAAAAAGGAGAGCAAUUAUUAUGAUUUACAGCGUAGCCGAUUUGACAUGGCUACAACUGAUGAUUCUGAUGAGCUGGAAGUUGCAACUAGCGACUCAUCUGAACCAGAUUUGCUUUGGCAAUUUAAUCUUCCUAAGGUUACUAGCAUACCCAAUGGUGCCGGGUCAAAGAUCAAGAAACCUCACCCUAAGACAGCAAAGAGCCCGGAACUAAGGACUUCAAUACCCACACUGGGCCCUUCACCGUCACGAAAGCUAUCGAAUGGGGUCACUCCACCUUUGCAGCGCAGUGCACGGCAGACAGUUUCUGUUGAUGGAAAACGGCGAACUGGAAAUGGGAAGUGAGACUGCAGCAGGUGGAACUGGAGAUGGUUGUCUGGUACUCUGGUUUCUCUUAGAUGAGAGAGAGAGAGAGAGGUCUUUAAAAUAUAUAGUGCAGCAAUAAUUCCGGUUGCUCAAUUUAUUCUGGUGGUGAGCUGGUGAUAUCGAUGGAUGUGGUUUUCCACCUGUUAGUUUCUAUUUGUUAAUAUGUGUUGAUUUAUUUGAAAUUUUUUGUUUGUUUAGUGUUUUUUGUUACUAAAUAGAAAAGGAAAAUUAGAAGGGAAUGAGAAAAAAAAAAGUGUUUACAGCUUCAUUUGUCUGUCUUGUAUUUUUUGUAUGCUUCCUAACUCAAAGCAAUACACCUAUCAACCACAAUUUGAAUUCA
Nelumbo nucifera (sacred lotus) is the source of this 4010-nucleotide messenger RNA. RefSeq names its product kinesin-like protein KIN-14I. NCBI's taxonomy places the organism in Eukaryota, Viridiplantae, Streptophyta, Magnoliopsida, Proteales, Nelumbonaceae. Gene Ontology annotation, molecular function: ATP binding; microtubule motor activity; microtubule binding. The record is from RefSeq and is a predicted model, not a curated record. Gene Ontology annotation, biological process: microtubule-based movement. Gene Ontology annotation, cellular component: microtubule cytoskeleton.